UCACUUUCCCAUUUGGAUCGAUCUAUCUAUCUUUAGUUAGUAGAGGAAGAAGGUUAAGUGUGUUGUUUCUUCAUCUUUCCUUCCUUCCUUCAUCCGUCCUUCAAAACAGGGGCAGCUAAUAUGUGUUCAUUAUCUGGAUAAUCAUAAAAUUUUCCAUUCUAUUAGUCAAUACCGAAACAUCACAUCCAUGAGUACAGAUAUAGAAGACAUCCAUGAUGAUUAUCUAAAUCUUAGUUUGCCAGCUGAUAUCCCCGAUGACUUGAAAGACUUUUUGCCACAAGACGAAGAAGGUCUUACUUACCAAGAAGCUAUCUUGCAACAGGCAAGCGUCUAUCACUCGUAUCAAGAAUGUGGCAUGAGUAGGGCUGUGGCUACUGACGAUGCUCGCAGCAAUACCUCUAGCUGUUCUUCAGAUGAGGAAGAUGAGGAUGAGGAUGAAAUUGAAAAUGAAUCCUCGAGGGAUGAAAGUGUUCUGUCACAAGAAGCCAUGGAUGAAGCUUAUGCUAGAUCCUUGCAGGAGUUGGGGGAGGAAUUUGAUGAGUUCUUCAUAACAGAAUUCAACGCAGAAAGUCGUCAUGUAGAAACUUCUACCGAACAAGUAUCCAGUUCAGAGGCAAGCGAAGACGACAUUGAUCCGGAUAAUAUGAGAUACGAGGAACUACUAAACCUCACUGAAACUGUUGGUGUCGAGAGUGUAGGAUUAUCAGCAGCGCGCAUUUCCCAGUUACCAAUCUCUAUUUACACAUCAGGAAUUGUCUCCAACAACAGGGAAGAAAACUGCGUGAUAUGUCAAGAAAGUUUCAAAUUUGGGAAACGUGUGAUCAAAUUGCCUUGCUCCCAUUUGUAUCACAGUAAAUGCAUUAUUCAAUGGUUAAAGCUCAAGAAGAACUGCCCUAUUUGUCAAAAGGAGGUGACGUGACUUAAGAUUUUCAAGUUUCAAGCACCGAAUAAUGAAAUGAAGUUGCGUGAUAAUUGAUCAAGAAAAGGGGAAACAAACUGGUAAUUUAUGCUUUUGGUGUGGCACUUCAUGAAUUCAUUUUCUCUGCGUUUUUUUUCUGUGAAUAAUUACUAGCAUAACAAACCAGUUGGACAAAGUCAAAUGGUUUAUAUUUGUUCAGGAUAGUUAAAAGGUGAAGCUUAUUUGCAGGUGUAUUAUAGAUUUGUUUGAUGAGUGUUUGCGUUACAUUCGUUUUUAAUUUAGAUUAAUCCAAACAUGUUUUGAUUA
Messenger RNA from Erigeron canadensis, 1225 nucleotides. Its product is annotated as E3 ubiquitin ligase BIG BROTHER-related-like. Lineage: Eukaryota; Viridiplantae; Streptophyta; Magnoliopsida; Asterales; Asteraceae. Bases 188 to 919 code for a protein of 243 amino acids. Gene Ontology annotation, biological process: negative regulation of organ growth; protein ubiquitination. The transcript has 7 exons. Gene Ontology annotation, molecular function: ubiquitin-protein transferase activity; ubiquitin conjugating enzyme binding. The record is from RefSeq and is a predicted model, not a curated record.